Molecule: messenger RNA, 351 nt
Organism: Staurois parvus
Lineage: Eukaryota; Metazoa; Chordata; Amphibia; Anura; Ranidae
Source: the annotation of a GenBank genome assembly
UUUUUAACCACUUCCCAUCCGGCCCAUGUAUAUAAACGGCCGAACGGUGGCAGUGCAGGGUCGGGUGGACGUUUAUAAACUGCUUGUGCGCACUCCCUGGGAGCAUGCAGCACCGCUAUCCAGUGGAACACCAAUCGUCAGACCGGACCUCUGUGCGAGGUCCCGAUCACCGUGAUGUACGGGACCUCUGUGUGAGGUCCUGAUCAUGUGAUCACUGAUUGGUCAAUCACUGAUCACGUGAAGAGUAGUAAGCAAGAUGUCACUUCUGACAUCAUUGCUUACUACGUGUGAAAUAUGUGAAUGAUCACAGAGGUCACAUGGUACAAGGCUAUUCACAACAGCCUUGUACCA